GGGUAACAAAAAUUGCCUUCCAAACUGUACUCCUUUAUGCUUUGGUCCCAUCCCUCAUUCUUUUAUUUUGACUUUAUUCCAUCUUCAUGUGAAAUUUAUAUCUACCUUGCCUUCCUUAAGCUACCUAUAUCAUAUUCCUUCACUUAUAUGCCUCCUCCUCAUUGUGUCAUGAAGGAAAAAAUCUCCAUUCCCUCCUCACAACAUUCCGAAAAAGAUUUGGUGACACGGAGGUCAGGAAAAAGAUCGUUUCAGAAUGCGAGUGAUGAAAUGAUCAAGAAAUCGGAGAAGUGCAGUAGUGCAAGUGAUGGGAAGCACCCCGUGUACCGGGGUGUCCGGAUCAGGAGCUGGGGGAAAUGGGUGUCCGAAAUUCGAGAGCCGAGGAAAAAAUCAAGAAUCUGGCUAGGGACAUUUGCAACGCCAGAAAUGGCAGCUAGAGCCCAUGAUGUAGCGGCAAUAGCUAUUAAAGGUCACUCUGCUUUUCUCAAUUUCCCUGAAUUGGCUCACCAAUUGCCACAGCCAGCUUCAAAGUCUCCUAAAGAUAUUCAAGCCGCUGCAGCCCAGGCUGCAGCCAUGAACAAUGUUCCUAGCCAUGAAGCCGAAGCUGAAGCCGAGCUGAGCGGAGCCGAGGCGACAACAACAACAAUAACUAGUGACUCCUCUGGAGAGUCCUCUAGUACUUCACCUAUAAGCCACAUUGAGGACCCUUUUCUUGACUUACCAGAUCUCUAUCUCAACUUGGGUCACAAAAUUGGUCACUCAAUCCACGAAUUCCCAUGGAGCCUGGCUCGAGCCGAGACCGUCGACAGUGAGCUCUGGCUUGACGAGCCAUUUUUGUGGUAGUUAGCUAGAGAGUCACCAUGACAAGUCCAAAUAGAAAAGCAACAAGUUGGGAAAUAACAAAUGUGUGUGGAGAUUUGGUAUUCUUGCUUACGUAUGGUUACAACUCCUUUUUAAAACGUUUGUAAAUUGCAAAGACAUUAUGUUAGUUUUUCAUGGUUGAUUAGUUGCAUUGGACUAUUCUUCGUCUCAUGAGACAACCUAAUUAGAUGUUUGAUGAGCUCUGUCUGUGUGAGUUUAUAUAAGAUGUUGUGGCCUUCAAGUUUGGAAUCCGUUGGCCGAGACUCAAAGAACAUGCACCAUGUGCAGCUGCUUUACACUAAAAAACUGCAUUUCGAUUGCGUACUUGAUUAGAUGUUUCUAUUACUAUUGCCAUGCUGCUCACAAGGCAUGUGCUUAGAAUAUUUCAAUGCAUGGCUUCUUUUUU
This is a messenger RNA of Daucus carota subsp. sativus, 1264 nucleotides long. RefSeq names its product ethylene-responsive transcription factor ERF039. Gene Ontology annotation, biological process: regulation of DNA-templated transcription. Bases 37 to 840 code for a protein of 267 amino acids. The transcript has a single exon. The record is from RefSeq and is a predicted model, not a curated record. Gene Ontology annotation, molecular function: DNA binding; DNA-binding transcription factor activity. Lineage: Eukaryota; Viridiplantae; Streptophyta; Magnoliopsida; Apiales; Apiaceae.